UGACUUCAAUGGAGUAGAUCCGCUCCAGUGAGCCGCAACUGCACCUAAUCGAGUCUGGGCUUCGACGCAUCUGCUGUUUGUUUCGUCGACGUGAUUCCGUUAUCUCAUUGCGAGAAAGCCUUGAGGCGCGUAUUGCUGGCUAAUAUUCAUACGGUUGCGAUAUCGCCUAACAGAAGCGAAUAGAAGUGUUGCCAUCCACACAGUUACCACCCACCGUGACACAUGGGCGGGUGAUUCUGGAUCGGUCGGAGAAACGGACUUCGCCAUUUUCUCAGCGUGUAAACUUUCUUCUCCGUUAGCGUGGCCGAUUGUCGUUGACGUUCGACGUUCGAUCGACGAAGAUUUGCGAGAUCGUGCAUGAGCACAUCGAGUGCGGUCGCAUGCGACAUCGCCGGCGACAUGAAUCAGUCGCGUAAUUUCACAUCGUUGUUAAAUCCGAGCUAUCUGCAGAACGCUCAGCAACAGCAGCAGACCCCCACAGGCACGGCUUCGGCAGCGGCCGCAGCUGCGGCCGCGGCGGCUGCCGCGGUAAGUGCCGCGAUCGCGAACGGCGCGCAGGUGAACGCAAAUCCGAACUCGAUGAGCAAUAAUACUACGUCGUUAACCCGAAAGCGGGAAGCAGAAGGUGAUAGUAAGCAGGAGAAAGAAUUGAAAGAGGUAGAACGUAAGAAGAGGAAAAAGACUAGAUGGAGUGGUAGCGAACAUGACAAAACAUUUAUACCAGGGAUGCCUACGGUACUACCAACAAAUCUGACUCCUGAACAGGAGAAAGCUUACCUCUUUCAGCUGCAGAUUGAGGAAAUCAGCAGGAAACUACGCACCGGCGAUCUUGGAAUUCCGCUUAAUCCUGAGGAAAGAUCUCCAUCUCCCGAGCCUAUUUACAGUAGCGAUGGUAAACGGUUGAACACAAGGGAAUAUCGUACGAGACGUAAAUUGGAAGAAGAACGUCAUAAUUUGAUUCAGAAGAUCCUGAAAAUCAAUCCGGAGUUUAAGCCACCGCCAGAUUAUAAACCGCCAAUAAUAAGAGUUCAUGACAAAGUGAUGAUUCCCCAAGAAGAACAUCCUGAUAUAAAUUUUGUCGGUUUACUCAUUGGACCACGUGGAAAUACGUUAAAGUCCAUGGAAAAGGAGACAGGCGCAAAAAUUAUAAUUCGCGGCAAAGGAUCCGUGAAAGAAGGAAAAGUAGGCAGGAAAGAUGGACAGCCUUUACCAGGCGAAGACGAACCCUUGCAUGCCUACAUUACCGCGAAUAAUUUAGACGCUGUGAAAAAGGCUGUAGAACGAAUACACGAAAUUAUUCGUCAAGGUGUGGAAGUGCCAGAGGGACAAAAUGAUCUACGACGUAAUCAAUUACGUGAAUUAGCUUUAUUGAACGGCACUUUGCGUGAAAAUGACGGUCCGCGUUGCACCAAUUGCGGUGCUCCGGACCAUAAGUCAUGGCUGUGUCCAGAUAAGCCAAAUGUAACAAAUAAUAUAGUAUGUUCGAAUUGUGGUGGUGCGGGACAUAUCGCUAGAGAUUGUAGAUCCAAGAGACCUGGUCAAGGUGGUCCGGCUGCCGCUGGAAUGGGAGGAAUGGGUCAGACUGGAGACAAAGCCAAAAUAGAUGAAGAGUAUAUGUCGCUUAUGGCCGAAUUAGGAGAGGGACCACCACCAGACAGGUCAAAGACCGCACAGGCCAGACAGCAGCAGAAUCCCAAUCCUAAUCCUAGCUAUCCUGGACUCUUCGAUAGGCAGCAGCCUCCUCGUGCAUUAAUGGCAGCUCCAGCGCAUCCACCACCGCAGAUGAUGCAGGGAGGUCCGAUGAUGCCACCACCUAGCAUGGCGCCACCGCCGUGGAGUCAAGGUGGCGAAGGAAUGAACAAUAUGAACAUGCAAUGGCAACCACCGGUGAGCAUGCCGCCCCCACCGGGCGUGAUGCAGCCACCACCGCCGCCGCCUGGCUCCACUACACAGCCCAACAUUCCUCCGUUAAUGCCGUGGAUGGCCAGCAACAAUCAACCACCACCACCGGGCCAGAUGCCACCCACGCAGAUUCCGCCGCCUGGAAUGGGAAUUCCGCCGUGGCAGCAAGGUCAGCAGGGACCGAUGCGACCACCACCGCCGGGAACGGCGCCGCCCCCCGGAUUUCCGGGUACCUGGCAGCCACAACAAAUGGGCGGCUGGCCACCGGCUGCCCCAGUUCCACCACCGCCACAGCAACAAACUCCCGCGCCACCGGGGAUCGAUUUGAACACGCUACCGACGUUGCUAGCCCAGCCGCCACCGCCACCUCCGCCCACUAGUUAGUUCUAAUCACAAUGUGUCGUAACGGUAUCAUUAAUAAACAAAAAGUUGAGAGAAUUAAGCAGAAGAAAAAGAUUACAAAGCCCGAAGAGAAUUGUUGCAUUCAGAUAGGGAGACGUAGAGCAAAAUUUAAUUAUAGACCAGAAACUAGAAAUAAAUAUCAUUAUGACUAGCUUUGAUUAUAUUAUUUUGUACACAGU
Molecule: messenger RNA, 2483 nt
Organism: Pseudomyrmex gracilis
Lineage: Eukaryota; Metazoa; Arthropoda; Insecta; Hymenoptera; Formicidae
Gene: SF1
Product: splicing factor 1-like
Exons: 9
Coding region: 358-2286 (642 amino acids)
Biological process (GO): regulation of mRNA splicing, via spliceosome
Cellular component (GO): nucleus
Molecular function (GO): zinc ion binding; mRNA binding
Source: RefSeq, a predicted model, not a curated record